Molecule: messenger RNA, 1402 nt
Organism: Trachemys scripta elegans
Lineage: Eukaryota; Metazoa; Chordata; Testudines; Emydidae
Gene: FBLIM1
Product: filamin binding LIM protein 1
Exons: 8
Coding region: 266-1387 (373 amino acids)
Biological process (GO): cell-cell adhesion
Cellular component (GO): focal adhesion; stress fiber
Molecular function (GO): filamin binding
Source: RefSeq, a predicted model, not a curated record
CCCGCGGGAGGCGCGGCCGGGCAGGAGCGCCAGGGGCCGCGGGCAGCCGUGCGCCGCGCAGGGGCUGGGACCCGGACCGGCGCACGCCGCCGCGCAGCCAGGAGGGACCCCGGGCAGCCGCCCGCCGGUGGGCCAGGCUGUUCUGGACUGACCACAGCCGCUACUCACAUCACUGCUCCUAGUGCAUGCCGGGAAGGCAGCUGCUUCAGGAGAGGGAUUUUGCCGACUUGUCAGAGGAAAGGAAAACUUGAGCCCCUGCUCGAAGAUGCUGUCUGGGAAGGUGGAGAAGAGGAUUGCUUCCUCCGUAUACAUUACCCUGGCCCCUCCCAGGAGGGACACGGUCAUCAAGGCUGAUGUAAAGCCAGAGGUGCGUCAGCCGAGCUCAGACCACCCAAAGGAGGCUACGAAAUCUGAUGGGACCCACCAGCCCCAAGGGUUGCCACCGAAGAAACUGUCCAACAGCAGCCGUCAGGCUGGUAAGCAGAGCAGCAGGACACUGGGCAGUGCCGGGUCCUCGUCUGGAGCGGCGGGCUUGUCCAACGGAGGUUUCUCCUCCUUUCCUCGUCCUGUCCUGACCGACAUUCCCACAGGCUCGGACCCAGAGAGCCCCCUGCCAUCUCCUCCGCCGUAUCUUCUGUCCAAUGAACUUAACGCCCCGUUGUUGGAGACGCUUUGCCCUGAUCUGCAGAAGCUGCACAUGAGCUCACCUGUGAGCCAGCAGGCCUCCUCCACGUUCCCAGCAGAACCGAGGCAGCAUAAAAUCCAGCCGACCGGUCUGGAGCAAGCGGACGAGCGCCAGGCCCCGAAACAGAAUGUGAAUGGGCUCCUGGAAAGAGACAUUUCCACAGUCUGUGCCUUUUGCCACAAGGCCAUUGCCCCCCGGACCCCGACCAUAGAAGCCAUGAACAGACAGUACCACGCGGACUGCUUCACGUGCCGGACAUGCCACAGCCAACUAGCGGGGCAGCGCUACUACCAGAAAGAGGGCCGGCCAAUGUGCAACUCUUGCUACAAGGACACGCUGGAGAAAUGUGCCAAGUGCCAGGGUCUGAUCCUGGAGCACAUCAUCCGCGCCUUGGGGAACGGGUACCAUCCCGAGUGUUUCAUGUGCUCCGUGUGUGGGCGGAGCAUCGGGGACGAGAGCUUCGCCGUGAAUGACCAGAACGAGGUGCACUGCGUGGAUGAUUUCUACAGGAAGUACGCCUCCAUCUGCAGCGUCUGUGAGACACCCAUCAUCCCACAGGAGGGGAAAGAUGCCUACAGGAUAGAAUGCAUGGGGCGAACCUUCCAUGAAAGCUGCUAUCGCUGUGAGGUAGGUCCUGCUGGGAUGCUGCCGAUUUUCUAUCUUUUAAAUAAACUCUUGGUGGCGGAGGGUGUAAAGUCCUAGAAACCACCCGGAGGC